AUGGUAGCAGUCAGCAAGCCCGGUCUUGGUUUGUACCUGCACCAGGCUCUCCAGAAUCACUCUCUGUACAUGCCAGAGCGCAGAGGCCGUGUGUCUUCUCCCGUUCGACAUCAAAUUUUCUCCAGCCGCCGGUACUUGAAAGCUGCGAGCUUCCCCCACGCACAUAAUUAAGGUACUCCAAUGUCAGAGACUCCAAUGCACGCAGACUUGGGACAAUCGUUCCCGCCAUUUAGACGAUAGCAGUUAUUGUUUUCGGCGAGAAGUUGGACUGUGACUGAACUAUUUCUCCAAGCAAACAUCUUCUGGCACUUUAGAUAUACGUAUAGAAUUCCAACCAGCCUGAAGUAGCAAGGAAUGACUGUUUUCUAGGCGCUUCGUGAUUUAGAAGGUCUAGUGUUGUCGGAUCCCAUGGCUUGGAAAGGAUGCAAGAAUUAGACGUUUCUCUGUGGAGGGUGCCUGAAUCGAGAGCUGGGAAUGGAUUGAACUGAUCAGGUCGGGUACAUUCCACGGCUGGCCGAGUCGCGGAGUUCAUCCAUCAUCGAUCAACCAUCUCCGAGAUCAAGUCACCUGUCAAGACAAGAUGGGGGAGCCUCCGAUGCGGAGAGCAAGCUGGGGAAGAAGCAAUGCAAUCCUCUGGGCUUCUUAUCUGUGCUCGAUCGCCCUAGUCCUAGUCCUACCAUAUCUAACGCAGCCGGCCAGUGCGGAUCCGGUCCUGGCCUCGGGCCGUGGCUUCUGCAAGCCCGUCACGCUCCAGCCUAAAGGAAACGAGACAAACAGAACCGAGCAAUGCUGUCAUAUGCGUCCGCGGCGACACCCCAUCCAAUUCCAAUUCCCCAAAGUGAAGCGUUGGCGCGUGCGCAGGCCUGCGCAUGAGCUGGCCAACGAUGUGGAGUACGUGAACAAGUAUAACCUGGCUUACGAGAGAAUGAACGCGCUGCCCGCUGACGAUCCCAGGAGCUUUCUCAGACAAUGGCACGUUCACUGCGCCUUCUGCAGGGACGCUUACCUGCAAAGACGGCUGAAUUUCUCGGCCACAGGAUUUCCCCUGCAACUGCACUACAGCUGGACCUUCCUGCCAUGGCACAGGAUGCUGAUCUACUUCCACGAGAAGAUCCUGGGCAGUCUGAUCCACGACCCCGACUUCACUCUCCCGUUCUGGAACUGGGACAACCAGCUGGACGACACUGCGGCCCAAAUUCCGCAGAUUUUCCUGCCUUACAAUCAAACGCAAAGGCAUGCACGAAGGCAUGCACGAAUCAGGAACACGUUCCUGUACCAAGGCAAACACCGCAACGCCGACCACAUGCCCCCGGAGAUUCUUCCGCUAGCCUGGGAGGCGCGGCGCGCGAACUGGACGCGCGACAAGAUAAGGGAGGAGAACCUGCACCAGAUGUACACCAUGGUCGUCGAUAAGAAGAGCGCCAGAGAGUUCAUGGGAGGCCCGUACACCACCAACACAAACAUCACCGACCCGCAGCAGCCCGGCGUUUCCGUGGGUGAGUCCGGCAGCUGCGAGUCGGUGCACGAUCAUGCUCACGAAUGGGUGGGCCUGUCCGGGAACACCGACCAUCCCGACAACGAGGACAUGGGGGUGUUCACGUACGCAGGGCGCGACCCGCUCUUCUACUCUCACCACGCCAACAUCGACCGUCUGUGGAAUGUCUGGAAAGCUCUUCCACCGGGUGAUGGGCAGAGGAAGCGGAAGGAUUACGAUGAUCACGACUUCCUGGAGACAGUGUUCGAAUUCUUCGACGAGAACCAAGGCCUGGUGCAGGUGAAGGUAAAGGAUACGCUGGACAGCCGCAAGCUGGGCAUCCUAUACCAGCCCAUGGUCCAAUCAGACAGCCUGUGGAUCAACCACAAACCCAACGGGACCACGCCCAGCUACAACAGCAGCGACGUGAGGGUCAGCACCAGCAAUGCCAUCGGAAGGCAUCCCACGAGCUUCAAGGUGAAACGCCGGGCUCCCACCACGGCCGAUCUGCGAGGCACGCAGGCCCAGAACGUCGAUCAGCUGAGCGAGACUGUGGUGCUGGAGCACGUCCGCGUGCCCGAGCUCAUGUACUUGACCCUCGACGCUUUCAUCGACUCGCCCACGGCUACGGCCGACACGGACGAGGACUCGACGGCCUACGUCGGCUCCUUCACCCACCUGCCCAGCGGAGUGCCGGCUGUGGCGAAGCUCCGCGCCGACGAGGACAUGUACCGCACCCUCAACAUUCGCUUCAGCACUUCUCUGGCCUUGAGGCGGCUGGGGAUCACCAACUGGACCACGGACAUAACCGUGACUGUCGUGCCCAGAUUCCGAGAGCAUGGCUUCGGCAGCAACAUCCAGGCCAUCCGCUUCGACCGCAUCAGGCAAGAUUUCACGUAAUCGUAGAGUUCGCAGAAUUCGCAAAAUUCCCCCGCGCGCAUGCACUUGCUCGUGCCGCUUCUUUAUGAUCUGGAAUAACCACCUUUCCGGGACCGAAGGAUGACACUCGAACUGCAGUUUCCUCUACUUUUUCAGGUAAUCUGUAGGGUCGUCUCCCUAGCUAGUGAUAAUAAUGCAAGCUAGCGAUAAUAAUGCAAUAACCACCUUUCCGGGACCGAAGCAUGACGCUCGACCUGCAGUUUACUCGACUUCUCAGGUAAUCUGCAGGGUCGUCUCCCUAGCUAGUGAUAAAAAUUCAGUGUCCGGCGACAAGGUAUCAGGUGUCGUCUCGAUUUAUGCUCGGCCCCGCCAUUUGCAGGAGUCUUUCUCUGAGAUCCAAAUUUCACUCAC
This is a messenger RNA of Marchantia polymorpha subsp. ruderalis, 2764 nucleotides long. NCBI's taxonomy places the organism in Eukaryota, Viridiplantae, Streptophyta, Marchantiopsida, Marchantiales, Marchantiaceae. The record is from the annotation of a GenBank genome assembly.